Messenger RNA from Aspergillus clavatus NRRL 1, 1566 nucleotides. RefSeq names its product histidine phosphatase family protein. The coding region runs from base 1 to 1566 and encodes 521 amino acids. Gene Ontology annotation, molecular function: acid phosphatase activity. The transcript has 3 exons. NCBI's taxonomy places the organism in Eukaryota, Fungi, Ascomycota, Eurotiomycetes, Eurotiales, Aspergillaceae. The record is from RefSeq and is a predicted model, not a curated record.
AUGAAGCAAGCGAUUGGAGCCGUGGUUCUGGCGCUGGGCAGUCUGGGUGCCGCUGCACCCCAGGCUCCCCCGGCCCCGACGGGAAGCAGCUACGCCACAGGUUUCGACAUGACUCGUAGCUGGGCGAAUCUGAGUCCCUACAAAGAUGCGGAUGGCUUUGGUGCUCCUAAGGGCGUGCCAUAUGGGUGUGAAUUAAGCCAGGUUCAUGUCCUUCAUCGCCAUGCAGAAAGGUACCCCACUCCUUACCCCCUGGAUGGCCAAGGAAUGGAAGAUUUUGCGGCAAAAUGGACCAACUACACUCGCGUGCAUCGAAAGAAAUCGGCUGCCACGGGACCUUUAAGUUUUCUAAACAACUGGGAGUACGUCCUAGGCGAGGAUAUUCUCCUGGAACCUGGCACGGCCACUGAGGCCACGUCAGGAGCCAACUUCUGGACCCAAUACGGUCGAUUGCUGUAUCGUGCUGGUCGUGACAAUGGCGCAGCUUGGAACGAGACUUUGAAUAGAUAUCCCAACGGCACAGCACGUGCCAAGCCAGUUUUCCGCACGACUUCACAGGAUCGCAUCCUGGAAAGUGCCCGAUGGUGGCUGAGCGGCUUCUUCGGCAAUACCGGUGCCAACAGCUCGUACGAUCAGUAUAACCUGGUUAUCAUUCCCGAAGUGUCUAACUUCAACAACACGCUGGCCUCCUAUGAAUCGUGCCCAGGCGAUAUGGCUGAAGGAGAUGACUCCGCCCAAGACUUCAUCCCCCGAUAUACCAAACAAGCGAUUGCGCGAUUGGGACGGUUCCUUCCCAGCGACUUCAAUCUGACUGCGUAUGACGUGUUGGCAAUGCAGAAUAUCUGCGUUUAUGAACACACCAGUCUUGGAGGCUCUUCUUUCUGCUCGCUCUUCACCGAGCAGGAGUGGAAGGAUUUUGCGUAUAACGUCGACGUGCAAUACUACGGCGACUAUGCCUAUGGCUCCCCCACGGGGCGGGCGCAGGGCAUUGGGUAUGUGCUGGAGCUCGCUGCUCGCCUCAAAGGACAGCUGAUUACCUCGAGCGACACCAGCAUCAAUGCCACAUACGAUGAUAACUUGGCGCAAUUCCCGCUCGAUCAACCCUUCUAUCUGGAUAUGUCGCAUGACGAUAUUCUCCUGUCUGUCAUCACGGCGCUGGGACUGCGCUAUUUCCGGUACGGCCCAGAUGGCCUACCAGGCAACGUCGACCAUGCACUGAACCGCACCUUUGCCAUGAGCCAGAUGACCCCUUUUGGCGCCCGUCUGAUGUCAGAGGUAUGGACAUGUCCUCGCAACACCUCGUUUGAGCAAUUGGCGCCGGUGUUGUAUCGCAAUCCGCAUAUCGCGUCGGGCCCCUCCGCCGCCAAAUUCAUCCGAUUCGUGCUCAAUGGAGCCCCCCUGGCCCUCGACGGACUGGUGGGCUGUGAAGCAGCGCACCUUGGGUUCUGUCCCGUCGACGGGUUCCUCCGCGGUAUUCCAACGCUCCAGAAACAGGCAGAGUAUCAACGGGCCUGCUUCGGACAUUACCCAACUGGGAGUCAGGUGGGAGAUGGGGCACCUGAGUCCUGA